AUCUGUCUCAUUCCCCACGCUACAUUCUCUCAGUUAUGUUGCUCUGUCCUGCCUUUCCUUUCAUUCAUCUUGAAACAAUUGCUGCAUUUCUCUCUCUGGUCCUCUGUCUCUGCUUCCUUUGUUUUUCUGGCUCCCUUUCUGUUUCCAAGAGGAGAAGAUAACUUAAUGCAUUUGUGUCUCACUGAGGACAGUAAUUGACUCUCCUUUUCUGUGACCACUGUCUGACUGGAUAUGCAUUUGGAUUUUCACUGCACAAGUUGAUUUGGGCUUUGAACUUUUUUGGAGGAGCAGACUUCUCACCGUCACAAGGACGCCACACUUGACCCAAAAUCUCUCUCCUGAGCAACAGUUGCUGGACAUUUCCACAGCAACUGCUGUAACUAUGGAGUGCAGGCAUGGGGCAGAAACCGGGCAAAAAACGAAUACAGUGUUUUCAUGAGAGCGGGGCCGCAGAGAGUUGAAAGGGGAACGACGAGUUCAACUUUGGAUAACGCCAAUAGAUUAAGAAGAGUGAAAUUAUCAAAGAAGGAACAGUGUGAUGGAUGGGAACGUUUUUUUCCUGCUGAGGUGUUUUCGGUGGCAUGUUCAUUCAUCAUACAAGUAGACAGUGGUGUCAACACAGCUGAAAAAGGCCUUUCUUUGUGGAUUUCUGCUUUUGGAAGUCACUGCUGGAGUCAAAAUUAGACACAGAGAAUGUGUGUGCGUGUUUAGUAUUUGUGUGUUGUGAGGCUGUACGUGCUGUCGUGUGAGCACCUUAGUUAUUUAUAUCACUGCUACGCCCACAUGUUGUCCAUGAUGCGUGGCUGUGAAGCUGCAAGCUGUCUAUCUGUCCUCAGUGGAGACAGACACAGGGAUGGACAGACAUGUGUCUCCGUGGCGACAAGUGGGUGUAACCCCUUCCCCAUGUGCUGGGACAGAGAAUAUGACAGACACCUAGCAGCAGCAGUGUCAGCAGGGAAAACCAUGGCAAUGGCCUACAUGGACCCAAACCUCAAUCAUGCACUUCUAGGAGGCGCCAAGUCACGGCUGAGUGCAGGUGGUUCGGACCGAACCAUGGCUGUUGGGUCCAUGGACAGGGUUUUGAAGGUCUUUCAUUACUUUGAGAGCAACUCUGAACACAGCUGCUGGUCAUCCAAUAUACGAUAUGGAGAUGCAACCGAUGUCCGGGGAAUAAUUCAGAAGAUUCUAGACAUCCACAAAGUGCGAUGGACGUCCUGCUUCGGCCUGCGUCUCAGCAGCAGCCAGUCAAGAGACCAGGUGCACUGGCUCCACCCUGAUAUGGGCGUUACUCACAUCAGAGAGAAAUAUGAGCAGGCACGGCCAAACGAGGAGUGGAGAUAUGACUUAAGGAUCCGAUAUCUUCCAAAGGGCUUUAUGCAGCAGUUUACAGAAGACAAACCCGCACUGAACUUCUUCUACCACCAGGUAAAGAAUGACUACAUGACAGAGAAUGGGGAUCAAGUGGAACAAGAUGUAGCUCUCAAACUGGGAUGCCUAGAAAUUAGGAGGUUCUUCAAAGAGAUGAGAGGAAAUGCCCUGGAUAAGAAAUCUAACUAUGAGCUGCUGGAGAAGGAUGUUGGUUUGCGGCGUUUUUUUCCAAAAGAUCUGUUGGAUUCAGUCAAGGCUAAAAGUCUACGAAAGUUGAUUCAGCAGACAUUUAAGCAGGUAGCUAAUCUCAAUGACGAGCAGUGCAUCCUGAAGUUCUUGGAGAUUCUUGCACCAAUCUACCGCUAUGACAAGGAGUGUUUUAAAUGUGCCCUGGGGUCCAGCUGGGUGAUUCAGGUGGAGUUAGCUAUUGGGCCAGAGGAAGGGAUCAGCUACCUCACUGACAAGGGAUCCACACCCACCCAUCUAGCUAACUUCAACCAGGUUCAGAGCAUCCAGUACUCUGCCAUGGAGGAGAAAGACAGGAAAGGCAUGCUGCAGCUCAAUGUGGCAGGUGCUGCUGAGCCCCUCACAGUUACCACAGCAUCGCUGACCAUGGCAGAGAACUUGGCUGACUUGAUUGAUGGUUAUUGUCGGCUCUUCUCCAUGGAAACUCACUCCUUCAUAGUCAGGGUUCAGAAAGAGGGAGAGAGAGCACUGCCGUCCAUCCCAAAACUGUCUAAUAAUGAGAAGAAGUUAGAAGCAGUCAGAAGCGGCGUAAGAGCGAUCUCUGUGUCAGACCUAGUGACAUCAACACCGCCUAAGCCAACCAAGGCGCGGCGUUUCCUCCUCCCCUUUGUCUUCUGUUCAGAUUCGCCACCCAAUGAAGAUCUUAGUGGGGAUGAGACUGAUGACUAUGCUGAGAUAGUUGAUGAAGAGGACACGUACACCAUGCCCUCCAUGAGCUAUGGAGUAGUUGAAGCUCGGGACUAUGAGAUUCAAAGAGACAGGAUAGAACUUGGUCGAUGCAUAGGAGAGGGUCAAUUUGGAGAUGUACAUCAGGGAAUCUACAACAGCCCGGAUAAACCAUCUCUGGCUGUUGCUAUUAAAACCUGUAAGAACUGUACAUCGGACAGUGUCAGGGAAAAGUUCCUACAAGAAGCAUUGACAAUGCGGCAGUUUGACCACCCUCACAUUGUCAAACUGAUCGGAGUCAUCACAGAGAACCCGGUGUGGAUCAUCAUGGAGCUCUGUACUCUUGGAGAGCUGCGCUCAUUCCUACAAGUGAGGAAGUACAGUCUGGACCUGGCCACUCUCAUUUUGUUUGCCUACCAGCUGAGUACAGCCCUGGCCUAUCUGGAGAGCAAACGCUUUGUACACAGAGAUAUAGCUGCACGCAAUGUGUUGGUCUCUUCAGUGGACUGUGUGAUGCUUGGAGACUUCGGUCUGUCACGAUACAUGGAGGACAGCUCGUACUACAAAGCUUCUAAAGGGAAACUUCCUAUUAAAUGGAUGGCUCCUGAAUCUAUCAACUUUAGAAGAUUCACCUCUGCCAGUGAUGUCUGGAUGUUUGGCGUGUGUAUGUGGGAAAUCUUGAUGUAUGGCAUCAAGCCCUUCCAGGGGGUGAAGAACAAUGAUGUGAUUGGGAGGAUAGAGAACGGUGAGCGACUGGCUAUGCCUCCUCAGUGUCCACCCACACUCUACAGUCUGAUGACCAAAUGCUGGUCGUACGACCCCAGCAAGCGGCCACGAUUCACUGAACUCAAAACACAACUCAGUACCAUUCUGGAGGAAGAGAAGCUUCAACAGGAAGAAAGACUUCGAAUGGAAAUGAGGAGACAAGUCACCGUGUCCUGGGACUCUGGAGGGUCUGACGAAGCACCACCUAAACCCAGUCGACCUGGUUACCCGAGUCCUCGAUCCAGUGAAGGCUACUUCAGCCCACAACACAACCACUUUCCACCAUCAGCCCAUGGUGGUGUUGGAGGAGUAGGAGGCAGCUACCCUCCUUCUGAUUCCUGGAAUCAACACAGACCUGAACACACUGCUCUGUGGAGCCCGAACAUCGAGGAUGGUGGAUGUGUUGGCCAAGCUAUGAUGGAGGAGAGGCUGAUGAUGCAGCAACAGCAGAUGGAGGAUGACCAGAGAUGGCUGGAGCAGGAGGAGAGCUUCAUGAAGACAGAGUCCAGGAACAGCAGAGGAAGCAUCGACCGAGAGGAUGGCUCACUACCAACACCGGGUGGAAGUCAUCAUAUCUACCAGCCUGUAGGGAAGCCAGAACACGUGGCCCCUCCUAAGAAGCCGCCCCGUCCUGGAGCUCCAGGCCACCUCGGCAACGUGGCCAGUCUCUGCCCUGUGGACAGCUACAAUGAGGGGGUGAAGCUGCAGCCUCAGGAGAUCAGCCCGCCUCCCACCGCCAACUUGGAUCGUUCAAAUGAUAAAGUUUACGAAAAUGUCACAGGCUUGGUUAAAGCUGUGAUUGAGAUGUCCAACAGGAUUCAGCCUGCAGCUCCUGAGGAGUAUGUCCCAAUGGUCAAGGAGGUGGGUCUCGCACUAAGGACACUACUAGCAACAGUGGAUGAGACAAUUCCUGUGCUGCCAGCCAGCACACACAGAGAGAUUGAGAUGGCUCAGAAGUUGCUCAACUCUGACCUGGCAGAGUUAAUAGCAAAGAUGAAACUGGCCCAGCAGUAUGUCAUGACAAGUUUACAAAAAGACUACAAGAAACAGAUGCUAAUGGCAGCUCACGCUCUAGCAGUUGAUGCCAAGAACUUGCUGGACGUCAUUGACCAAUCACGACUGAAGAUGAUCACUCAGACCCGCCUACAUUAGCCCAGGAUUCAAUCAAGCACGGGGGUUUGUGGGAGAGAGUUUUUGUUACUAUGGAGGCAGGGUGCAAUAGCCAAUCAUGGAAGGAGGAGUACAUUGAGUUGAACACCGCUGAUGUUCCAGCAAAUUAACUGAUGAACAGCCGACACGACUAAAACAUUCAGCCCCAUCUUCUCUUCAGAUGCUCAAGACUCAUUUUCUCUAUCGAAGAAGCAAAUUUUCAGUCAGUGUUGUGUUGUUUUGCAUUGUUACAUUUUUCUUUUUUGUCCAGAGAGUCAAUCUUCUCUGCAAUUACAUAUUCUCAAAGACCAUUCAUUACUGCGCUUUAAGUGACUUAAGCAGCGAUCUUAGUGGCUCAUUUGAAGAAUGGCAGACAUGUUUUGGUGAAUGGAUGUGCCAAGAUUUUCCAUAUACACGCCUGACUUGUGCACCCCUCAUGCAGGAUGUAACAACUGGAAAAGAUGAGCCAGCGUGAGGAGGACAAUGAAGAUGAUGUUCUUUACACAUGUUUUUAUGUAAUUAUUACAAUUAUUAUUUUUUUUUAGCCUUGACUCUUACACUAUGUCUUUGUGGCAGUUUUUCAGUCUUCCUCCUGUACUUUGAUAUACUAAUGAAUUACAGCACAGCUGCUCAUAAUAUGAAAACUGACUUUUGAAGAACAAACUUAAAGUCUUUUUAUGGAAAAAUAUAAAACUGCCACAGGCCACUUUUUAAGUUAACAUCAUAGUUAGAGGGAAGCUAUAUUUUUAAAACAAUUUUGAGAUGUGGAUUAGUGAAUAGGUGACAGAGAUGAACUGAGGAGAGGGAAGGUUUUUUAAGGGGUGGGUUGCAAUGGAUGCGCUAAGUGUUCUGUUCAGGAGGCCACCAAAUGCCAAACAAACUACCAGAACACAUUUAAUUGUAAUUGCUAAAGAGUCAUAAUGGUUAUAUUAAUGCUUCAUGUUCAUUUUCUUCCAUUAAAUUAGUCUCAGUCUAAAUCUAAACAUUCUGUACAACAUUUCAGUUACAUCCCUUACUCAGAUUUUCCUUUGAGUUUAUGGAGACUGGAUUUUCAAACACUGAAGUAUUAUCAAUAUUAAUAUGUUUUUACACCAUCUGUAAAGUUGAAGUGUGACUCUUUUAAACCCAGUAACAGAUUCACACCCAGGACUUGCUGUGGGUUGAGGACUAGUGCACAUGCCUUGUUAAUAGGGUUUAUGAUUUAAAGUAUUUAUGUCCAAUUUAAUAUGCUUCUCUAUUUUCCCCAUUCAGUCUUCACAGAUUUCUUCCUACAUAUUUAUAUCUUCCUUCACUAAAGUUAUUUAUAUCUUUUCUCCUUCUACUCCAUCACCCAUACAUGUCUAAUAUUUCUCACUGUUAUCCAUUCCUUCAUCAGGUCUGUUUCUCCCCCUCUAUUUUUCUCUAUUCCACUGUUCCCUCUCCUCUCAGGUGAGCAGUAUUCUCAGGAAGGAGUCACAUGUACAGUUGCUAAACUCAGCAAAUAAAACACUGUUAUUAUUAA
This is a messenger RNA of Betta splendens (Siamese fighting fish), 5695 nucleotides long. RefSeq names its product protein tyrosine kinase 2aa (gene ptk2aa). Lineage: Eukaryota; Metazoa; Chordata; Actinopteri; Anabantiformes; Osphronemidae. Gene Ontology annotation, biological process: protein phosphorylation; signal complex assembly. The transcript is spliced from 35 exons. Gene Ontology annotation, cellular component: cytoskeleton; focal adhesion. Gene Ontology annotation, molecular function: ATP binding; protein tyrosine kinase activity. Bases 784 to 4197 code for a protein of 1137 amino acids. The record is from RefSeq and is a predicted model, not a curated record.